AUGUUUCAAAGCCAGUCCAGUCCGAUCACGCUGAAAAGUGAUUCGCCCUUCUCAUCCGGCAUCGAUCUCUGCGUGGUUUGUGGCGACAAAGCCAUUGGCAAGCAUUAUGGAGCAACUAGUUGCAAUGGUUGCAAAGGAUUCUUCAGACGAAGGUAAGGGGUUUAUAAAUUUUAAAAAAUUUUAAAAAAUUUUGGAAAGAAAGUUUCUGCACUUUUUUAAAAAUUUUUUUGAAUUUUGUGAAAAAAAAAUAUUUGUAAAGAAAGUUCUUGCCAUUUUUCGUUUUGUAAAGGAAGUUUUUGCAAUUUUAUUACUUGUAAAGAAAGUUUUUGCUAAAUUCAAAUUUCACUAUAAAUACGUCCAUAUUUUUACCAAUUUGCGCGUGUAAACAAAGUUCCUGCAUUCCGCAAAAUAUUGACAAAACAAGUACAACAGCGAUCCAAGUGUUUACUUUCCGUUCAUCCUACCGUACCUCAUGUGAUUUGUUUAAACCGCAAAGAAUUUUCAAAAAACAUUAAAAAGUUGCUCGCGCGGCGCGAGAGAGCACGCCGCGGCGAGAGGGCGGGUCAGAGAAAGACGAAAGAACAGUCUCGCGAUGACGUCACGAGAAGCGGUCGCUCUCUGCGAACGUGAUUUCCCCACCACAAAUCAACGUUCGAUUUGAAACUUGGUCAGAGACAAAAUGCUAGCGACGAGUGAUGAAAUCGGCGUAGUGUAAGCAAAGUUCUUGCGGAAAGUUGCAAACCUGGAACUGGAAAGAAAGUUCUUGCGGAAAAUUUCAAAAUAUUAAAAAAAAUGGCAAGAACUUUCUUUACAAAACAAAAAAUGACAAGAACUUUCUUUACAAAACAGAAAAUGGCAAGAACUUUCUUUACAAACUAAAAAUGGCAAUAACUUUCUUUACAAAACCAAAAAUAGCAAGAACUUUUGUUACAAAACUAAAAAUGGCAAAAACUUUAUUUACAAACCAUAAAAUGGCAAAAACUUUCUUUACAAAACAUAUUUUUCUAUUUUUUAAUUUAAAAAAAUUUUAAUUUUAAAAAUUUUUCAGUGUCUGGCAGAACCUCCAGUACACCUGUCGCUUCAACAAACAAUGUAAAGUGGACAAGGACCACCGUAACGCCUGUCGUUACUGUCGUUUCCAAAAAUGCCUGGCCGACGGUAUGAAGCCGGAGGCGAUUCAGAACGAACGUGACCGCAUCGGCUCCACGAAGCGAAGCCGGAAGCGGACACAAGAAGCCGGCUCACCCGAUCUCUUCAAUAUUCCCAUCGAGUCACCCUUGGACGAACGUCACAGUGACACCGAUGACGCUUCUACAUCGUCAACGUUCGCUACAACCGAGAAUCAGAGGAAUUGCAUCGAGACGCUUCACAACAUCGAGAUGAAGGUGAACUCGAAUCUGAAGGAGAAGAUUGGCAGUUGCAGUGUCAGACAGUUAGGUAUCCAGACUAUCAUCGACUGGACCAACAUGCUCGCUCCACUGUCAGAUCUGCCUUUUAAUGAUAGAGUAAGUUGGGUUUGGGGUUAUUGAGGUAGUGGUUUUGAGAAGGUAGGGUAAAAUUGAAAAAAGUAGGGUAGGGCGGGGUAAAAUUAUAAAAUGUAGGGUAGGGCGGAAUAAAAUCAAAAAAGGUAGGGUAGGGCGGGGAGGGGGUAAAAUAAAAAAAAGGUAGGGUAGGGGGGGAGGUAAAAUUAAAAAAGGUAGUGUAGGUUAAGGUUAAAAUAGUAGGGUGGGGCAAGGGAGAAAAGACGGUAGGGUAAAAAAUAUUUAUAGAAGUGGGGGUGUUGAAAAAUGCGAAGGGGGGGGUGGGGAGUGUAGGGUAAACAAGCUCGGUAGAUAGGGUAAGGUAGGGUAGGGAGGAUAAGUAGGGUAAGGUAGGGUAAUGCAAGGUAGGGUACGGUACGGUAGAUUUUUUAACUUAAAAAAAUUUUUUUGGGGGUGGAUUUUUAAAAAUUUUUUAAUCUUAAGAAAGUAAUUCUCCAAACUUUCAGGUAAAGAUUCUAAAUUCUUCAACAAACGCCUUUGCCCUUCUCAACGUGCUCCAACGUUCCCAAAACUCAAACCACCUUAUCAUGCCAGACAACUCAGCCCUCUCCUUAUCAGUACUGUACUCUGCCGAUGUCUCGGUUAUUAUCAAUCGUAUCAUGGACGAGUUACUGACCCCACUUCGUCGUAUGUCAGUUGAGAACGUUGAGUUCUCGGCUCUGAAGGCCUUGAUCCUACUCCAACCCGACCUCAGCGGCUUAUCAGUGAUGAGUCGGGACCGGAUCCGAGAAGCUCGUGACCAACUGAACAAGGCCUUCUUCGUGCAACUCAGUACGAAGUACGGUCCUUUGGAAGCGUCGUUGAGACUGUCAAACCUACUGUUGACCAUACCUGCCGUGUUUAACAUCGGCGUCCUUAUCAAUGAAUGCCCCCAAAUGUCACAACUUUUCGGUCUGAGUACCAAUGACACUAGUCCAGACUACAAAAAAGAUGGCACUGAACUGUUCAGUAAUGAAGUGUUGCUAGCUGCUCAGAUUUUGGCUAGCCAACGCCAACAAAACUUUGUCAAUGUUAGUGUGCCGAGCACUAGCACCUUCACUACUAGUACUAAUGGUUCUUUGGGCAUUGGAAAUUUACCCGUAAGUAAUAUUUUAAUAUUGUGGUAAGAACUUCCUUUAAAAAACUAAAAAACGCAAGAACUUUCUUUACAAAACCGAAAAUGGAAAGAACUUUCUUUACGAAACAAAAAAUGCCAUUAUUUAUUAAUAGAUAACCCCAAAAUGCAAAAACUUUCUUUACACUAUCAUAAAACUUCAAAAAAUUCGUUCCCACCCAGUGUUCCUCGAACUUUUUAUAAUCAAGCGCACCGUCGGUUAACUUGCCAGAUCGGACGGGAUCGCGCUUUCGCACUGUGCAAAACAGACAAAUGGCGCUGCACUGUGCAGAAAAUAAUUUUUUGGCAAUAACUUUGCUUACAACGAUCUAAAAUGGCAUUUUUAAAAAUUUUUGAGUUUUGGAAGGAACUUUCUUUACAAAUUUUAUUCAAAAUUUUUAGUUUAAAAUUUUUUUUGUAAAUUUGCAAAAACUUUGUUUACAGGCGAAAAAUGGUUGUUAAAAUUAAAAAAUAUAAACAGUUGUCGUAUCUAAAUAUUAUUAUCGACAAAUAAUUAACUUUGUCACAUUUCCAGAUUUUCUCCGCCCCUCAAACUCAGCUCCAGUUCUCCGACUUGAGUACCAUUAAGAACUUUCUCAGCUGA
Molecule: messenger RNA, 3238 nt
Organism: Bursaphelenchus okinawaensis
Lineage: Eukaryota; Metazoa; Nematoda; Chromadorea; Rhabditida; Aphelenchoididae
Source: the annotation of a GenBank genome assembly